Molecule: messenger RNA, 2201 nt
Organism: Labeo rohita (rohu)
Lineage: Eukaryota; Metazoa; Chordata; Actinopteri; Cypriniformes; Cyprinidae
Product: G2/M phase-specific E3 ubiquitin-protein ligase
Exons: 10
Coding region: 11-1867 (618 amino acids)
Cellular component (GO): nucleus
Molecular function (GO): ubiquitin-protein transferase activity
Source: RefSeq, a predicted model, not a curated record
GUGACCAAACAUGGACUGCGGCCGAGGGAUGUUUUGCCCGUUUUGUGGCAAACACAUGAGCAGCUUAACGCGGUUUUGCUUUACGUGUGGUCGGUGUUUGGAGUUCCUAAAGGACGUGGACCAGACGGAAACACCGGGGACGUCUCGACAGCCGGACAGUGCUAAGCAAACAGAACAACCAUGCCCAUCGUACAAACAGUUCAUGGAGUACAGAAGCUUGAAGUCAAAAGAACGGCAAUCUUUUAACUAUGGGCCAAAAGGAAAAUUUAAGCCUAAAGAAAGAAAACACAUCCAGAUAAAUGUAGGACUGAUGGUGCCACAUGAAACUGAUGGAACUGAUUUAAAACCUCUAAGAGGGAAAACACUCCCGUUAUUUACAGACCCGGAGGUAGCAGCACCUGAUCUGCUGAAACAAGCUGUACAGAAAAUGAGAACAUUUAACAAGGACAUGCCUGAAGGACCUUAUGUCCUUUUGUAUCCAGACUGCUCAGAGGUGGUCCAUGUGCCUGGGUCAGAAAGGCCAUUCAAAUUGGCAGAAUAUAAAAAGGAAAUAGGAAAGGCAUAUUCCAGGAUCACUUUUUUCAUUUGCCUAGAAAAACACUAUAAAAGAGUGGAUGAUACCUCAGACUCUGAUUCUGAUUCUGAAAUUGUCAUCACAACAAGAAGCACAGCUGAGUUCAAUCAAGCUGACACUUUGGUUUUUGAACCACAAAAUCGAAGUACUCCCAAACUCAAACUGGAAGAUGAAAGGGAGGAGACGGACAUUACAUUACCUGACAUCGUAGCAAAUCUCUCACUUCCUAUUGAUCAUAAAAGGGUCAGCCGGUUCAACAUCUCAAGGGCUAAUGUUUGGGAUGGGGCUGUCAGAGGUUUCAAGCGUACAACAUAUUCUGAAACCUGUGACAUGCUGGUCAAAUUUACUGAUGAUACUGGUGUUCUGGAAGAGGGAAUUGACACUGGUGGUCCAAGACGAGAGUUUUUAACUCUACUAAUGAAACACCUAAAAGACCGGCCCAUUUUUGAUGGACCAGAAGGACAUCGAUUCUUGGUCUACAAUGCAAAUGCUGUUAGGGAGGAUGAAUACUACCUGGCAGGAAAGAUGAUUGCUGUGUCAGUUGUGCAUGGAGGUCCAGGACCCCAUUUCCUGUCAAAAGAUCUUGUACAUUAUCUUGCAGGCCAGCCUUCAUUCAAAGCACCAGUUAAUUUAAUAACUGAUGCAGAAAUAGGAAAAGCUUUGCAAGAGAUUGAGAAUGCUACUUCGUUGGAUGCUCUGCACGAAUGUAUGAUGAGACACAGCACAAUGUUACAGACAGCAGGUUGUCUGAGACAUGUGGCUACUGUGGAAGAAAAGAGAGAAAUUGUUUCAGACUACCUCCAAUGGUAUAUUAUUGACUGCAACUCAUCUGUAAUUGACAGAUUCAGGGAGGGUCUUUCAACCCUGGAGUUUUUGACUGCACUACAGCAACACCCUACUUUGCUGGCCCCUGUCCUGUGCCACUCUGAAAAGCAACUUACUGCUUUUGACCUUGAGGUACUCUUCAAACCUGACCUCAGUCCUUCGGGGAGUAAUCGAAGACUUAAAGAAAGUCAAACUGUGGGCUACUGGGCAGACUAUCUCCUUGAUUGUGAAGAAGGCCAGGCUGCUGUGUCUGUGGAAGAUGUUUUGAUGUUUGCUACUGGGCUGUCUUCACUUCCCCCAUCUGGCUUGGAACCACCGCCAAAAAUACAGUUCCUGGAUAACUCUGCGUUCCCAAUGGCAAAUACAUGUACAAACUCCUUGAAAUUACCACUCCUAGACUCAUACAUUUUGUUUAAGUCACAAAUGGACUUUGGAAUUCAAAAUAGUCCAGGAUUUGGCUGUUUUUAAGCUAAAUGAUGGAUGAGUUAAGACUCUGAAAACGUUGUUGUUAAAGGUUCACUUUAAAGUGCAGUUGCCAAAAUUGUUUUUACAGUGUAACAGUAUGUGAGCAUAAUUUUCUUACUGUCAACAUUUUGAAAAUGUUUUAGAUUUGUGACUCUCAAACUGGGACCCCUUUGUGAAUCACUGUUUUAGAUAAAGAAACAAGUAGUUCAAGAAGUUUUGUUUUAUAUACUACAAAAAAAGAAUAAUAAAUACUUAUUACUAAUUUUGAUUAAUUUACUUCACACUUAAAAACAGUUAACCUGUGGGUGACAGAUUCAUAAACAUUGUGUUCAGACAG